AGUAAGAUAUACCUUAGUAAGAUUUACCUUAGUAUAUCUUAGUUCGUGAUUAUAAAUUCUAAUUUCUUACUAUAUUAUUUAGCCACGAACCAGGGACCGGACUUACUAGAAUAUAGACUUGAAUAUUAGAUCUAAUUCGAAAUCUAAUCAAAAUAUUAUGUUCAUAGAUACCAUCACUAUUACAGUAAAGUAAACUACCUACAUUACAACAAAAACAAAAUCCAAAAAUGCAACGCGAAGACAAACAAUUAGAACUGGUGCUUGAAAACUUCCAGAGUAAGUUGAACGAGUUCAAAGCUCAGAUAUACGCUCUUAUAUUCAAGUUAGAACAUGAACGAGACAAUGUCAACUGGACGACAGUACUUGAUACUUUCGCUGUGUUCUCAACACAGUACACUGCCAUCAUGAAGUAUCUUUCUUACGAGAAACUUCCGCAGUUGCGUAACUACAGUGUUCUGCCACUGAUGUUGAACCCAGAGCGCGAUGAAGAUCUCGCUCGCAUCACUGAAAAUCGAGUGCCAGCCCUGUCCCACGACAUUGUACCCGAUUUCUUGCGUACCAAAACCGAACCGGAAGUGGAACACAAACUCAUGCAGGUUGAACACAAGGCAGGUGGUUUACAAUUUGAAACAGCACAAAAACAGCUGGCAGCGUUCAACAAGGUAGUUAAUCAUGUGCUAGACCUUGUUUCUAAAGCCAGAGAAGAAUGGGAAGUAGAAACUGGAGCUCGUGUUGGUAUCGGACAAACCUCAUCAGUUGCAGACUUGCAUACACUCGUGUCUGCUGUAAGCAUGGGUAAAAAUUUGAAACCGAUGGUGCCACAAGUAUCUCCUGGUGGAAUGAUGGUGCCCCCUACUGGUAGACCAGUUACUCCUAGCAUGGGGCCAAAUACACCACCAAUGGGUAUGAUGCCCAAACCACCUCCUGGAAUGAAGACCAAUGUAAAGGCUGCUGGAGCACCUCAUCCAUAUCGAUGAAGCAACUGUUUCAAUGCUAUGUUAUAUUAAAUAUUUUUUUCAUAUCCAUAUCAAUAAUCGAUACAUUUUAAUAUAAAUUAAUAUAAUAUACACAUUAUUACAUUCUAAUAUUGUAUAACAAGUGUAAAUGUAUUUUUAUGUACAUAUUAAUAUAGUUUAAAAGUGUACAGUUAAUUUAUUUAUAAAAUAAAUAAAAAUAAUUUUGCAAUAAUUGUAAGUUACAGCAACUUAAUUUUAUAAUUUUAAAUAAAAAUGAUUGUAUUAUAAAAUAAGCUUUUUGUUCAGCUCUGUAACAGAUGAUCGAAUAAAGAAUUUUAUUAAUAAUAAAUAAGAUAAAAAUGUUCUGAAAAA
Messenger RNA from Acyrthosiphon pisum (pea aphid), 1328 nucleotides. It is a transcript of the gene MED8, whose product is annotated as mediator complex subunit 8. Gene Ontology annotation, cellular component: mediator complex; core mediator complex. Lineage: Eukaryota; Metazoa; Arthropoda; Insecta; Hemiptera; Aphididae. The record is from RefSeq and is marked validated. Gene Ontology annotation, molecular function: transcription coregulator activity; RNA polymerase II cis-regulatory region sequence-specific DNA binding. Gene Ontology annotation, biological process: regulation of transcription by RNA polymerase II.